CGGCCCGGCCCUGCGCGUCGCGCGUCCUCGGCGCCAGUCGCUGACAGCGCGGCGCUGCGGGCUCCUCUCGGAAGGAUUCUCGGCUCUGGAAACAGCAUUUUCAGCCCAGCUGAAGCACCGUGUCUCCCAGAGGCCCCAGUCCAGUGUAGCUCAGCCACAGCAGAUUGUCAGCCGUCAUGGCGCACCUCGGCUACUGGAUGCUGCUUCUCUUUGUGGCCGCAUGGAGUGACGUGGGCCUCUGCAAGAAGCGGCCGAAGCCUGGAGGAGGAUGGAACACAGGGGGGAGCCGGUACCCGGGUCAGGGCAGCCCUGGAGGCAACCGCUACCCGCCCCAGGGCGGCGGCUGGGGGCAACCCCACGGUGGCGGCUGGGGGCAGCCUCACGGCGGCGGCUGGGGGCAGCCCCACGGCGGUGGCUGGGGGCAGCCCCACGGCGGUGGCUGGGGUCAAGGAGGUACCCACAACCAGUGGGGCAAGCCCAGUAAGCCGAAAACCAGCAUGAAGCACGUGGCCGGGGCGGCGGCGGCUGGGGCGGUGGUGGGGGGCCUCGGCGGCUACAUGCUGGGAAGCGCCAUGAGCAGGCCCCUCAUCCACUUCGGCAAUGACUACGAGGACCGCUACUACCGGGAGAACAUGUACCGGUACCCCAACCAGGUGUACUACAGGCCCGUGGACCAGUACAGCAACCAGAACAGCUUCGUGCACGACUGCGUCAACAUCACGGUGAAGCAGCACACGGUGACCACCACCACCAAAGGGGAGAACUUCACCGAGACCGACAUCAAGAUCAUGGAGCGCGUGGUGGAGCAAAUGUGCAUCACACAGUACCAGCAGGAGUACCAGGCCGCCUACCAGAGGGCGGCCGGCGCGCUGCUCUUCUCCUCGCCGCCCGUCAUCCUCCUCAUCUCCUUCCUCAUCUUCCUGAUGGUGGGAUGAGGGAGGCCUCCCGCCUGAGCCAUCUCCGUGCGUCCUCGCUGGGGGAGGGGUGUCCGCCUGCAGCCCUUUUCGCGGCAAUGUCUCAUGCUCGCUUCUCUCUUGGUUCCCCCCCCUCCCACCCCCUAGGCUGACCCCCGGGCACCGACGGGCAGACGUUCACCCGAGGCCCCCUCUGAUCGAUCGAAUCCCUCACAGACCACGCUGCCGCUGCCGGGCCCCCAGAAGCCGAGCACUGGUUCCUUGGCCCUCAGUCGCGGCUGCGUUUUGGCCUAGAGCUGCAGGUUGAGGCUGAAACAGAUCUCAGAGCCGCGCUCCAAGACCUCUGCCUCUGGCUGAACGCCCCGGUGCCUCGGCAGCCCCUCCCCACAGUGAUUUCAUAGCAAUUUCAGGGACGUUUCCCCACCUCUUUUUAGGAAAACCUGACAGCUUUUCUGUCCGAUUUUAAAGGAGGCCGCACGAUACUCAUUCAAAUAAAAGCUAGGAGUCCUUAGCUCCCGGGCCACAGCCCCAGCACUCUGGAGCACCUGCCGUGUCUGCAGAGAGCUUGGCGAUGCUCUGCCUCCAUGGCCCGGGCAGGAAACACCGACGGGGACCUGUCCACUGGAGCAAGCACCCUGUAUCCUACGUGAUGGGCUCCUGGGGCCGAGACCUCCAGCAUCCGGGGACUGAGCCCUUGCAGCCAGCCUCCCCUGAGAUGUUUCAAGUAUCCACGCGUGGCAUUCCUUUCUUUAGUAACAAGCUAUAGGUAAAACUAAGGCAGAAAAAAAAAGUCCCUCUGGACACAGCAGGCAAGCCUGUGUUCGUUUACCCGGAAACCAGUAUGAUUUUAACAUAGGGUGAAAGCAGGAGGUUGGCACAGAGUGGGCAGCGGCAGUUAACAAAAGCCCCAUUGGCACAGAGGACCGUGUAACGAACACGCUGGCUAGCGAGCAGGGGAGGGAAAUGCUUGCGUCUCUUUGUUCCUGUUUGCAGAAUUGUGCAAAUCCAGAAUUAGGUCAGGUCCUCCAUUUCUGUAAUUGGCAUUUGAAUCGGAGACUAGGGAGACAAUCUUUAAAAAAAAAAAAAAAUCUAAGGUUGGAGAUGACAGAUGAUCCAUUCCAAGUGGAAAAAGAAAUUCUGUUAGUGAGGCGAUCUUAUUCCCUGAACUGUGCGAUAUUGUCACCUAGCAGAUGUACAUUUCCGUUCUGCAAUGUUAGUGGCUUGCACUGUGCAGGUUGUCUGUGUAAAAAAAAUAUAAAUAUAUUGCAUAGGACAGACUUAGAAGUUCUGUUGGGAGUAGCUAGCAUCCUACUCUAACACAGCAGCCCUUCUGUGAGGUACUAAACACUCACGUGCGAGAAAGCCUUCGCGUGGGCCCUCAGCUUACAACGUGCACUGAAUAGUUUUGUCUAAGAACCCAAAGUGGGCGCCACGAACUGGCCUUCGAAAUGUGCAUGUACUUUAUAUUUUCUAUAUUUGUGACUUCGCAUGUACUUGUUUUGUCGUAUGAAAAAUUUAUAAGUGUUUACUAGCUGAUGGAAAUUAAACAGGAACCAAGACGA
This is a messenger RNA of Lepus europaeus (European hare), 2476 nucleotides long. It is a transcript of the gene PRNP, whose product is annotated as prion protein (Kanno blood group). The coding region runs from base 177 to 935 and encodes 252 amino acids. NCBI's taxonomy places the organism in Eukaryota, Metazoa, Chordata, Mammalia, Lagomorpha, Leporidae. Gene Ontology annotation, cellular component: membrane. The transcript has 3 exons. The record is from RefSeq and is a predicted model, not a curated record. Gene Ontology annotation, biological process: protein homooligomerization.